ACCCUUUUCCAUUGCAGAGUGUUCCUAAAACCCUAACGCUCACUGCUCAGCUCUCCCCAUCUGGGCUGCCUCAACUCCAUUGCCAACCACUCCUGAGUCCUGUCUCAGUGCUGUAUCUGUCUUCUUCAUCUAUCACGAGUACAUUUCUAGUCUCAGACCUCUGAUCUCGAAGCUGCAGGCCAUGGGUUCGAGGAAGGCUCCCAAAACUCACUCAGACGACGGAGCCAGUCCAGGAAAGAUCUUCGUGGGAGGGCUAGCCAAGGAGACCAACUUGGAUACUUUCACAAAGUAUUUCGAGAAAUAUGGGGAGAUAACCGAUUCAGUGGUGAUGAAGGAUCGGCAAACGGGUCGGCCUAGGGGUUUUGGGUUUAUCACAUAUGCUGAUCCUUCUGUUGUUGACGAGGUCAUUCAAGAGACCCAUAUCAUCAACGGCAAACAAGUUGAGAUCAAAAGAACCAUUCCAAGAGGUUCCUCACAAUCUAAUGAUUUCAAAACAAGGAAGAUUUUUGUUGGUGGAAUUCUAACAAGUGUCUCUGAAGACGAGUUCAAGAAUUUCUUCUCAAAGUAUGGGAAGGUGGUGGAACACGAGAUUAUACAUGACCAUGUGACCAAACGCUCCCGGGGAUUUGGGUUCAUUGUAUUUGACAACGAACAGGUUGUUGAUGAUCUGCUGACAAAUGGAAAUAUGAUUGAUAUGGAGGGUACUCAGGUUGAGAUCAAGAAGGCGGAACCAAAGAAAUCCUCCUCAAACCCAGGUCGUGCUCCUUCAUUUGGUGGUGAUUCUAGGAUGCAAAUGUACAAUGAUGGUUUUAGUGGAUACGGCAGCGAUCCUUAUAGUGGUCUGGGCAGUGGUGGCUAUGGGCCUGCUUCCUACCGGGCACUAGGAGGUAUUGACAGUAGGCUUGGUGAUUAUGGUGGGUAUGGUGGUGGUGGCAGUGGCAGUGAAUUUGGGGCCAGUUAUGGGGGUUAUGGUGGUGGUUAUCGGGGAGAGUCCUCAUUUGGCCCUUCCAGUCGCUAUGGUUCCUAUGAUAUAGGGUUUGGAGGGGGUUAUGGCGGAAGUGGAUUUGGCGCAUAUGGCCGUGGAGGUGGAGGCUAUGGGGGUUAUGGCGGUUCAGGCUCGAGUGGUGGUUAUGAUGCAGGUCCUGGUGCUGGCUAUGGAGGAGUAGGAGGAGUAGGAGGAGGAGGGGGAGGAGGAGGAGGAGGACUAUAUGGAGGUAGAACAGGUUACAGUGGCAGCAGCCGAUACCAUCCUUACGGAAGAUAGAUACUUGCCGAAGCAUUCCUGCAGAAGAUGCACACAGGCUUCCUGAUAAGUGAAGCGCAUACUUCAGAGGGCCAUUGUCUUGAAGAUCAUAUAAACCAUUAGCUAACCGUGGCUGUAUUAGCAAGAUGUAGAGCUACUAUGUUUAAUGGUUCCCUGUUUUUUUGUAUCCGAGAUCUCUACUGAAUACUGCCGCUUUAUUAUAUAGUCAGACAGACAUCUUUCUUGUUAUGAAAUAUUAACUAGUUGCAACAA
Vitis riparia (riverbank grape) is the source of this 1516-nucleotide messenger RNA. Its product is annotated as heterogeneous nuclear ribonucleoprotein 1-like. The record is from RefSeq and is a predicted model, not a curated record. Gene Ontology annotation, molecular function: RNA binding. Gene Ontology annotation, biological process: regulation of gene expression. The transcript has 6 exons. Gene Ontology annotation, cellular component: nucleoplasm. NCBI's taxonomy places the organism in Eukaryota, Viridiplantae, Streptophyta, Magnoliopsida, Vitales, Vitaceae. The coding region runs from base 182 to 1264 and encodes 360 amino acids.